Messenger RNA from Notothenia coriiceps (black rockcod), 920 nucleotides. RefSeq names its product tripartite motif-containing protein 65-like. The coding region runs from base 375 to 908 and encodes 177 amino acids. The transcript has 2 exons. NCBI's taxonomy places the organism in Eukaryota, Metazoa, Chordata, Actinopteri, Perciformes, Nototheniidae. Gene Ontology annotation, molecular function: zinc ion binding. The record is from RefSeq and is a predicted model, not a curated record.
CAGUAUUUUUUCAGAGUGAUUGACAGUAAAUUGGCAUUAAGCCCAUAUGAUACCAUUUAUCAUUUGACAAACUAUAGGAAGCCAUGGGCCCUGUGACAUAAACAUUAUAAACACCUUACCAGACCUGUUUUACCAGCUCCACCUUGAGUCCAGGCUGCCUCUGCUCUUAAGCAGCAUAGUUUCAUGUGAACUGGCAUUUCAGCUUUGCCCUCUGCGAGUUUUUGCUUUAACUUAAAGCACUUGCAUUAUUUCUAGUUCUGUUGACUAUUUUUCUAGUUCAUUAACCUAUUUAAACAGGGAAACUUGUGGUUGUCUAACGUCCAGGUUGAUCUCCAAGAAAUACAGGUAAUUAUUCUACAUUCCACCCGGGCACCAUGGCCUCAGCCUGGUCUGAAGAAGAGACCUUUGUUUGCUCAGUAUGCCUGGACACCCUGAAGGACCCAGCCACUCUACCCUGUGGACAUUCAUACUGCUUGGCAUGUAUCCAGAGCCACUGGGACAAGGGAAACCGCAAAGGUGAGUACAGCUGCCCCCAGUGUAGGCAGGUGUUUAACCCUCGACCCUCGCUGGCUAAGAGCACUGUGCUAGUGGAGGCUAUGGAGAAACUGAGAACAAACAGCCUCAGACAAAGCUCCUCCAAAGCCGUCUCCUCUGCCCCGCCAUCAAUGCCUAUCUACCUGGAGGUCCUACCAGGAAUAGGGCCGCGUCCGGGCAGCAUGUACCCUCAGCUUCCAACAGUGGAGCCCAGGCCCUGCCCUCAACACAAACGACCCCUGGACCUGUUUUGCCACGAGGACAAGGAGUGUGUGUGUGAAGUUUGUUGCCAGCAUGGACAUGAGGGACAUCGUGUGAUCAAACCACAGGCAGAGAGGAGGGAGAGACAGAAAGACUUAAUCGAGAUGCAAUAGGAAAUACAGAAG